GUGUACAUCGUCCUUAUCGCUGUGUCCGUUUUCUUCAUACCCGCGUUUAUCAUUCUGGUGUGUUACCUGGCCAUUAUCAUCAUCAUCAUCAACAGCAGUCACCUAAUGGACAGUGUCACCAAUAACACUACCAGCACCAACGGGGAUGUAUCAAGGGAUAGCAGCUCUCGGUCUAAACGAAAUGCACAGUGUCAAAGUUCAAGAGGCAUCAUCCCACAAGCCAAAAUAAGAACCAUCAAAAUGACCUUUAUCAUUGUUUUUGUAUUCAUCAUGUGUUGGAGUCCCUACUUUAUAUUCAACCUGUGUCACGUGUUCGGAGCAUGGCCUCGUUCUGACACGGUCAUCAAACUCACAACAUUCAUACAGAGCCUGGCGCCUCUCAAUUCGGCCGUCAACCCAAUCAUCUACGGGAUCUUCAGCACACGAGUGUGUCGCUACAUCAGACGAGCACCUGUGAUGAGCCGAGUUCCACCGUCAGUGAGUCGGUGCUGUCUGAACAACAAUCCUGCCACUCGAAAGGAAUCUACGGCUGACUACACGAGUAUCAGUGAAAUCGAUGAUUUUAGGUAA
Molecule: messenger RNA, 570 nt
Organism: Candidula unifasciata
Lineage: Eukaryota; Metazoa; Mollusca; Gastropoda; Stylommatophora; Geomitridae
Source: the annotation of a GenBank genome assembly